AUGCGGAAUUCGCGAUUUCACGGAGACAAUUCUGGUUCUCUCCAGAAUAAACGGUGGGGAUCAGUAGCGUUGAAUUGUGUCGUGUCGUUUUUCGUAAGACUCUUUGCGAAUAUACAGAGAGUUUGGCGUAAGUUUGUAUCAAUGGGUAUGGGAAACAUUUACAAAAGACGAGUGAAAGUCUUCUCAGUAGCUAUCAUCAUUUACCUCGAUUACAAGGGUGUCCAGCAAAGAGAGAAGUGGAUAAAGAAGUCCAAAAUUCCUGCUUUGUGGGAUAAAGCUCAUGAUCGUAAUGCCAAGCGAGUUUUGAAUUUAAUUGUGGAAUUGGAAGGACUCUGGGUUAAAUUAGGACAGUAUCUGUCGACACGUGCCGAUGUUCUUCCUCAGGCUUAUAUAACUCUUCUCAGGCAGUUACAGGACUCGCUCCCUCCUCGUCCGUUGCAGGAGGUUUGUCGAACCAUUGAAAGAGAACUGGGGGAUUCAAUGGAAGUUCUGUUCACCUAUUUUGAUAAAGAACCUUUAGCAACUGCUUCGAUAGCACAGGUGCAUCGUGCAACGCUAGCCAAUGGCCAGGAUGUGGUUGUCAAAGUUCAACAUCAUGGCAUUAGAGCGAUUAUUUUGGAGGACUUGAAGAAUGCAAAGUCCAUCGUUGAUUGGAUUGCUUGGGCAGAACCACAGUACGAUUUUAACCCUAUGAUUGAUGAAUGGUGCAAGGAAGCUCCUAGAGAACUAGACUUCAAUAUUGAGGCUGAGAACACUAGAAUCGUAUCCAAGAAUCUUGGAUGCAAGAAGACAAACGAUGAAGUUAGAAGUGACAAUCGGGUUAAUGUCUUAAUUCCGGAUAUAAUUCAGUCGUCUGAGAGUGUACUGAUUCUUGAGUACAUGGAUGGAAUUCGUUUGAAUGAUAUAGAAGCUUUAGAUGCUUUUGGUGUGGAUAAACAAAAGAUCGUUGAAGAGAUCACUCGUGCUUAUGCUCAUCAGAUAUAUGUUGAUGGAUUUUUCAAUGGCGACCCUCAUCCAGGAAACUUUCUUGUUAGUAAGGAAGCACCACAUCGUCCUAUUUUGCUUGAUUUUGGCCUUACAAAGAAACUCUCACACCCCUUGAAGCAAGCACUAGCCAAGAUGUUUCUUGCAUCUGCAGAGGGAGACCAAGUGGCGCUUUUGUCUGCCUUUGCAGAAAUGGGACUGAAGCUCCGGCUUGAUCUGCCAGAUCAGGCAAUGAGUGUGUCAAGUCUCUUCUUCCGAUCUUCAACUCCAUCAGACGAAGCUCUUAAAACAAUGAAAACCUUAAACGAUCAGAGAAAGCAAAAUAUGAAAGUUAUACAGGAGAAGAUGCAGCUUACCCCAAAAGAAGUUAAACGCUUCAAUCCGAUAGAUGCAUUUCCGGGUGAUAUUGUUAUUUUUGCAAGGGUCAUUAAUCUACUCAGAGGACUUUCAUCCACUAUGAAUGUUCAGAUUGUUUAUCUGGAUAUUAUGAGACCAUUUGCCGAAUCUGUUCUGUUGGGGAGUAUCAGUCGAGGACCAACUGUGGAUGCUCAUUGGAUACAUGACUCGCCAAUCCAUUCUGAUGUAGAGUCCAAACUGAGGAAGCUGCUCGUUGAGCUUGGGAGUAUCCAGAAAAUACUUGGAAUUCAGGUAUGUGCCUACAAAGAUGGGAAAGUCAUUAUUGACACUGCUGCUGGAGUGCUUGGAAGAUACGACCCUCGUCCUGUUCAACCUGAUAGCUUGUUUCCCGUCUUCUCUGUGACGAAAGGUGUCACUGCCGGAAUGAUACAUUGGCUUGUCGACCAAAGAAAGCUGAACUUCGACCAGACUGUGGGAGAUAUAUGGCCAGGGUUCGGAUCAAAUGGAAAAGAGUCCAUAAAGGUCCAUCAUGUGCUUAACCACACAUCUGGACUGCAAAAUGCCUUUGACCCUGUAGGAGAAAAUCCUCUGCUUAUCUGUGACUGGGAUGAAUGUUUGAAACGGAUUGCUAUUUCAUCUCCUGAAACACAGCCUGGUACUCAGCAGCUUUACCACUAUCUCACCUUUGGAUGGCUUUGUGGUGGAAUCCUCGAGCAUGCUUCUGGAAAGAAACUCCAGGAGAUUCUUGAAGAAUCCAUUAUAAAACCCUUAAAGCUUGAUGGAGAGCUGUACAUUGGAAUUCCACCAGGCGUGGAAUCUCGGCUUGCGACAUUGACCGUGGACACCGAAGAACUGAGCAAUCUUUCGUCCAUUGCCAAUCAGCCUGAGCUUCCUUCAACAUUUCAGCCUGAGAAGAUCUUACAAAUGGCAACCAGCUUGCCAGUCUUGUUCAACACAUUGAACGUGCGCAGAGCCAUUAUCCCUGCGGCUAACGGACAUGUCUCGGCUCGUGCCCUUGCACGGUACUAUGCAACCUUAGCAGAUGGCGGCUUAGUGCCACCUCCACAUUCCUCUCUAUCUCAGCCACCACUUGGCAGCCACCCUCAUGUCCCAAAGUUCUCAUCUCCAAAUGAUACAAUGAAAAAGAAAAAGGGUAAAGACAUUGCAGCAGCUACAGAGAAGCUUAAACCAAAAGAUCAUGAGAAGAGACUUUAUGAAGAGAAGCAGUUUACGAAAGCUGGUCGUGGCAGAGAGUCAAGUGCAGAGAGUUUAGCUAGGCUAGUCAAUGAUACUAGUAGUUCUGCUGGCAAAACUGAGAUAAGCAGCGAUGAUCAUCAAGAUGAUAUUCGCAAUAUUUUUAGCAACCCGAGGAUCCAUGAUGCUUUUAUGGGUGCUGGAGAUUACAGUGGCUUAGUAGUCCCUGAUGGGAAGUUUGGACUUGGUUUUAAGCGUGUCUAUGCACCAGAUGGGUCUCUGGCUGGCUUCGGACAUUCAGGAAUGGGAGGAUCAACAGGCUUCUGUGACAUCAAGAACAGAUUUUCAAUUGCGAUAACACUGAACAGGAUGUCUCUAGGAGGUGUUACUGCUAGCGUUGUCAAGUUGGUUUGCUCAGAGUUAAAUAUCCCAUUGCCUAAGGACUUCUCAAUGUCAAGUGCUAUGGGUCCAGAUUUGGAGAUGGGUGCUCCUCUUAUCAACUAA
Microthlaspi erraticum is the source of this 3039-nucleotide messenger RNA. Lineage: Eukaryota; Viridiplantae; Streptophyta; Magnoliopsida; Brassicales; Brassicaceae. The record is from the annotation of a GenBank genome assembly.